ACUCACCUGUUUCUCUCUGCUUCUCUGACUCAGUCAUUUCUGCUCAGCUCAGCCUGUUUCCUGCAGGUCUUCACUCUACUCUUCAUCUUUUUAUCACUUUGCAUCCAUCCCUCGCCAACAUGAGUCUGAGUCGUACAAAGAGAAUCAGCUCCAGCAGCUCAGUGCGGAGCAGCAGCACGUCCAGGAGGCUGAGCGGCUACGGUCCAGGUCAGGGGGCCUUCACCGGGGUCUCCCUGAGCAGCAGCUCUCUGUACGCGGGUGCCAACGGGCAUCACCACGGCCUCGGGGCCCCCCUGGCGUCCCUGUCGGUCAACAAGAGCCUGUUGGCCCCCCUCAACCUGGAGAUCGACCCCAACCUGUCGAUGAGCCGAGCCCACGAGAAGGAGCAGAUCAAGAGCCUCAACAACCGCUUCGCAAGCUUCAUCGACAAGGUGCGUUUCCUGGAGCAGCAGAACAAGAUGCUGGAGACGAAGCUGGAGCUGCUGCAGGGUCAGGGGGUGGGCCGCUCCAACGUGGAGCCCCUGUUCGAGGCCUACAUGGCGGGACUGAGGCGCCAAAUGGACCUGGUCAACAACGACAAGACCAAACUGGACGGGGAGCUGAGGAACAUGCAGGGCCUGGUGGAGGACUACAAACACAAGUACGAGGACGAGAUUAACAAGAGGAACAACCUGGAGAACGACUUUGUUAUCCUGAAGAAGGACGUAGACUCGGCCUACCUGGUGAAGGCAGAUCUGGAGGACAAGGUGGGAGCUCUGACUGACGAAAUCAACUUCCUGCGCAACGUCUACGAUGAGGAGCUGCGUGAGCUGCAGGCCAGCAUCAAGGACACGUCGGUGGUGGUGCAGAUGGACAACAGCCGCAGCCUGAACAUGGAGCAGAUCGUGGCUGAGGUCAAAUCCCAGUAUGAGGACAUCGUAGCCCGCAGCCGAGAGGAGGCAGAGGCCUGGUACAAGAGCAAGUUCGACCAAAUGUCGGUUCAGGCCAGUCAGUUCGGAGACGAGCUCCGCGUUGUGAAGGGGGAGGUGGCCGAGGUCACCCGACUGAUCAGCCGGCUGCAGAGCGAGAUAGAGGCCGUCAAAGCUCAGCGUGGCAGUCUGGAGAACCAGCUGGCUGAGGCGGAGGAGCGUGGGGAGCUGGCUGUGAAAGAAGCCAAGGCCCGAACCAGAGACCUGGAGGACGCCCUGCAGAGAGCCAAGCAGGACAUGGCCAGACAGCUCCGAGAGUACCAGGACCUGAUGAACCUGAAACUGGCCCUGGACAUUGAGAUCGCCACCUACAGGAAGCUGCUGGAAGGAGAGGAGGACAGACUCGGACACCAGUCCAUCCUCAACAUUCAGGCCGUCUCCAACUACAGUACUAAAAGUAAUAACGGUUACCACAGUAACAGCAGCUCUCCUGCUCCAAAACUGCUGAUAAAGACGACUGAGACCAGAGAUAACAGCAGAUACAGCACACACUGAGCAACACACACACACACUGCACACACACACACACACUGAGCAACACACACACACACUGAGCAACACACACACACACUGAGCAACACACGCACACACUGAGCAACACACACACACACUGAGCAACACACACACACACACACAUAUCUCUAAAUGUGUGUGGUGCAUUUGAUUACUAACUUUUACUUAGAAUGAUUUUUAAAUGAAUUAUCGAAGCAUAAAACACAAACAUUCUAACAUCAUUUAUCAAUAUCUCAGUGUGUUGAUUGUAGUUUUUAGGGUUGAUGUUGAAUGAAUCAAACGCUGUAGUUGACUGCUGCAUUAUUGUCCAUGAUCAAUUAAUCUGUGGUGAGAAGAAUAUACAAAUAUUUUAGUCUUGUAGAUAUUUCCGGGAUAUAUUAUACAUGGUGUACUAGUGAUAUAGGGUGUGUCUGUGUUUUGUAUCCAACACAAAGUUGUUUUACACCAAAAAUCUUUUGUGGAAAUUUGCUUUUUGAGACUGAUGAGGGUAAACUUUUCAUCUUUGUUACAG
This is a messenger RNA of Hippoglossus stenolepis (Pacific halibut), 1992 nucleotides long. RefSeq names its product intermediate filament protein ON3. Gene Ontology annotation, cellular component: keratin filament. Gene Ontology annotation, molecular function: structural constituent of skin epidermis. Lineage: Eukaryota; Metazoa; Chordata; Actinopteri; Pleuronectiformes; Pleuronectidae. Gene Ontology annotation, biological process: keratinization; intermediate filament organization. The record is from RefSeq and is a predicted model, not a curated record. Bases 120 to 1463 code for a protein of 447 amino acids. The transcript is spliced from 10 exons.